Mercenaria mercenaria is the source of this 12005-nucleotide messenger RNA. Its product is annotated as C2 domain-containing protein 3-like. Lineage: Eukaryota; Metazoa; Mollusca; Bivalvia; Venerida; Veneridae. The transcript has 40 exons. Gene Ontology annotation, biological process: centriole elongation; cilium assembly. The record is from RefSeq and is a predicted model, not a curated record. Bases 73 to 8535 code for a protein of 2820 amino acids. Gene Ontology annotation, cellular component: centriole; centriolar satellite.
ACAAGUUUGGAAAUCAGUUUGAUUAGUAACCGCGAAAAACAUCAAAAUGUGAUUCAUAAUGACAAGGAUCUAAUGCGAGAAAAGGAUGAAAUUAAAGCAAAUAUUAUAGAAAUGGUGAAGAAAAAGGUUAAAGCGUCUCAAAAGCUGAAAAUACGUGAAAAUUCAUGGCAUCAGGAAGAUGUGCAAGUCAAUACUGGAUUACCCCCACAAGUCGAAGGACAGCUUAGAUGUUUUUGUCGUGUGUCAGUCACUCAAAUUACAUGGGAAGUCCCAAACACUCCAGAUGUAACCUAUGUUAGUCUCAAAUGGUGGGGUGAGCCAGGCAAUGGGAUUGUGUUUAGACCUGUAGAUCUUAAAUGUGGCCGUUCGGGACAAGCAAAGACCACAGCCAGGUUUCCUGUUAGAUCUGGACCCAAACAGUUCACGGCGUACCUAGCUGAUAUGUCAAGCUUGGUUCUUGAGGUUCUCAGUGGUCCAAUGCAGGUCCCGAUUGGAACUGUAGAUGUCCCGAAUAUAGGGCUGUUAGCCCCUAAUAGACCAGUAAAUGGACUAUAUCCAAUAAUCUCACCAACAGAAGAAAAGAUUGGUGAACUGCAUGUUUCUCUUGUACUAGAAUCUCUUAUGGCUUCCUAUGACAGUAUGGGGUCUAUUCCUACUACAGAUGUCAGUAUGGAAACAUAUACCUCACACGUGACUCAGGAGUCUACAUACCCAAAACAGUCCCGCCCCACACCUCAUACAGAUCAGCCACAGAAGCCGAUGGAGGAUCCGUUCAUUUCUCCAGCUUCUCAUCAGAAUGUUGAGACCAGAUUACAGAAUGGUUAUACAGAAGAUUUGCGCCAGCAUUUACGCUAUGAGUCUGAUCCUGCUGAACAGCGUUUCAAACAAAUGGAAAAUGGCAGUGCGGUUGCUAUAACAACCAAUGGUGAUGUCAUCAAGACGAGUAGCGGGGAGGCCAUUCAAAACAGACAAAAUGUGCGAGCAGAGGGAGCAUCACAGGGACCUGCAGAUGAUGAUCUACUCUCAGUUCUACUUGAUAGAGGUAACAAGUUACGAGAGCAGAUGAUCAUAUCUUCACUGGAAUCCAAAUCAAAGGCCGGGAACCACGAAGUAACAGAACCAGCUAUACUACAGUCAAUCAGUGGUCUCCCUGACAAGAAGGAAGUUGACAUGUCUUUGAGAAGUACAGAUGGCAGUUUUCUGCAUGAGAUAUUGAAAGCAGAGAAAUUAUAUGGCGGAGGUGAAGACGUAGAUUUAGAGGAAGCUGCAGUAGAUCUCGUGUUUGGAGACCAACUUACUGAUGAUAUCCGGUUGUUUGGAAGGGGAAGUCCCAAUCAGAGUAUGUCAGAUGAUGAUAUCAUUAGCGAUCAGGAGGAUCCUGUACACAGCGAGUCGAUCCUGAACGAGUUGUUCUACAAGAACCCAAUGUCAGAGGAGGAACUCAGUGGAGAUGACAGGAAAAGAAGAAUGCCCACCAAACACUUGGAUGAAGAAGCAAAUAUGCGACCACCAUCUCGGAGUUCCUCUGUAUCAAGUCUCAAUCUUGCCUUCCCACCAGAGCCAGCUCCGAAAAAGACUUCUAAAUCUAAAACCCCUCCAAGGACCCCAAAACGUAAAUCAAGGGUUAAGUUACGUCGUAAAGGUAGCAAGAAAAGAAAAUCAUCAAGAUCAAGGUCGAGAGCGAGUGCCAGUGAAGGUAGUGAUAGUGAAGCAUUAAGUACAGUCAGUACACCAAGGUCAGAGUCGUCACGAGUUUCCUUUGAUAUGGUACCAUCUGAUAUUGAUGAACCACCAGAAAAAGAAGUUGCAAGGCACAAGAAGGUGCACAAAGUAGAUGGUCUCAGUGUGGAACGCUUGACGUUACUAGGUCGUGUUCAUGUUGCCAGGGUAACCAUAGAUCAGUUAAUGCUCAAAGUUUACGACCUCGAUACUUCCAGUAGUAAACCAAAACCAAAAACAAAAUAUGGCAUCAGACCACCUAAGGCUUCACCAAAAGCAAAAAAGUCAUGUACAUACUUCAUAGAGUACCAGUUCCCUGUUGUUGCUACCUCACGAGAUAAAUACUCACCUAACGCCAUGGCAACAGAGGUCAUGAGGGUCGUUUCUAGAAAUGUGAAAAAUGGUGUGGUGACAUUUAACCAUCGUUCAGUAUUUCCUGUAAUGUUUGAUGGUACGGCAGUAGAGAAAUGGUGGAAAUCUGCCCUCAUAUUCAAACUUUACUCAAGAACUGCAGGGCAAAAAGUGCCGUCACUUAUUGGAAGUUGUGGAAUUCCUCUGAAAUCAAUCUUAAAGUCUGAAAGUCUGUAUAUAGGCAAGGAUCUGGAGGUUAGACAGUCUGAUAAAACAGGAAAUACGUCUUUAAAUGGAUCUAAACUUGGACCAGAUGGAAUUCUUGGGGCAUUGAAGAUUAUUGUGGAAUUAGCUUCCGACAGUAAAGAAUUUCCAACCCAGUUAGCAAGAACGAAGCUUGCAGAGAUAACUGGAAAAGCUAAAAUAGUUCCUAUAGCUCAGACCCCGCCCCUACCUUCACAGCCCCCACCUCUUGUACAGUCCCUUCAGCAGGCACCAAAACCCCCAGUACCUCCAGCAGUACAACAGAAGGUCAGUGAACCAGAACGAGGGUUUCCAAGGGGCAGAGAGGGCAGAAGUAGAUCAAGGUCGCCAGCUCAUAAAAUGCCAGCAUCCAGUGAGCCACCACAACUUGACGGACUGUCUGCUCCACUUCCUGUCUCAGUACAACACUAUCAAGGGGACCAGGUUGUUCUUAACUAUCCUAGCAUACAACAACAACAGGGAGAGGUGAUGACUUUACAUGCAUUAUUGAUGGUACCAGAUGGUAGAGGGAUCACAACUCAGGGCAUUCCUUCACUCAUGGCUGCCAAGAGACACCCAGUCUUCCAACAACCUAGUGCCCUCACUGCACCUGGUGUUCGUGCUAGAGAUAUGUGUGUACGUAACACAUAUCUUGUGUGUAAGAUGUUCUGGUGUGAUGAGGCAGUACAUAGUGCUGUGUGCUGGGGGACCAGCGAACCUCAGUUCAAGUUUCAACAGGUUGCUCCUGUACUGAUGUCACAGUCACUGCUUGAAAGACUGAAGAACAAUUUUAUGAUUGUAGAAGUCUGGGAUAAGAAAACUUCAGCUGAUAACGAUAAGCUUGUUGGCAUUGUAAAGUUGAGUUUACAUCAGUUCUACAUGUCCUUCAGGGAUAAAAGGAUAGCUUCAGCUUUGCUCAAAUCUCAAUAUCCUGUGAUAGCAGUAGAGAACUCCCUACCUGUUGUUGAUGUAUUCAGUGGGUCACAGUUCGGACAGCUUAAUGUACUUCUUGCCAUGGGAUCUGCUGAGCAGGUUGCUCACCUUGUAAAGAUGAAAACUGAUGGAAUGUCGGCAGUAUCUGCACCAGAAAGACCACACCAUUAUCUUGAAAGACAAGAUUUGCUCCACCAAGGGGAUACAGUACCAGCCCAAAUUGGCACAGAAUCUGUUGUGGAGCAUGUGUUUGAGAUUGUAAUUGAGGGGGUGCGAGGUCUGAGCCUCUUUGAGAACAUGAUAUGGGGAGAAGCGGACUGCUUUGUUCAGUACAGUUUCCCAGCGCAGCAGCAGAGUAACCCGCCUGGAGCCCCUGUUAUACGACAUGCUGUUCCAACAAUGAAAGCAUUCAGAACUGCGACUACAUUGUGUAUAGCAGAUCCAACAUUCCAUGAUGUAACAAGACAUAGAAUUUUGCUGCCACAGGGUACCCCUGUACAGAGAGAACUGCUUACAGCAUGUGCUAAUGCUGGCAGUGGAUCUGGAGGCUUACCAUUUGAACUAUGGUGUAGAUACUAUCAUCCCAAUGUUAGAGACCAGUGUAUUGCUAAGGCUAAUUUACCCCUUGCCAAGUUGUGUGCUAUGAUAACUAUGCAGAAGCGUGGGGAGCCGUCUGUGCAGACAUUUUCAUUCCCUCUUACACAUGUACAAAGUGACCUACAGUCAGAGGAACACAAGUCAAAAGCAGUGGAUGCAGGGUUGAUGGACGUCACUGUUCAUUAUAAAAACCAAGUCAUGCAGUCUGAGACAGGUGCUGCUGCAGCCAAUAAAAACCUGGGUGGAGCACAAGUGUGUAUCUCUGUAGGGGUGAUCAGAGCUUGUGGCCUUAAGGCUUCAGCAGAGAGUGUGGCCUAUCUCGACCAGGGUAUGCAGUAUCCAGCGGAAGUUGGGGUGAAUUCUUAUGUUCGUGUCAAACUGACAUUCCUUGGAGCUGAGGGGGAGAGAAUCACCCGCACUGUAGCCAGGUCAUUCUCCCCAGAGUUCUCACACUUCAUGGACUUUCCUUGCCCUCUGCUGUGGACGGAACCAAACUCUGAUGCUCUAUGCCUGGCAGAGAUCCUUGAGACAGCUGAAGCCAGUUUUGAAGUUUGGCAUCAAGUGCCUGGGAUGACUUCAGAUUUGGACAGACAGUUAAGUGCCCUAACUGCGGAUGGAGUAUCUGGUCGUCAGAUUGUUGAAAAAACUUCAGAUGUUUUACUAGGUUCUACCACACUGCCUCUUGUCAACUUACUCUCUCAACGCACAGGUAUUAAUGGUUGGUAUGCAGUAAAUAUUCCUGUGUCAGCUUGGAACCAGGAUCAGCAGGAGAGCCAGGAACCAGCAGGGGAAGGGUCAAGGUCAGGGCAGAGUGGAGGUCUGCCAAGAGUGGGUGGGGGGCUAGAACUAUCAAUAAAGUUUGCUCACCAUGAGGACAGAGAGCGGGUGAUACAUGCAGCUAGAGGGGUUGGCUGGUCCCCGGUCAAUCUGGAUAUAGAACAAGAUGACUGGGAGAGUGAAGAUGAGGACAGCAAUAGAUACCACCACAUCAAUAUAACCAUAGAUCAUGUAAACUUCCCAGUACAGAAUGCACUGAUUGCUGGUCAGAAUACACUAGACAAAACUGCCAAGUGCUACGUUAGAUAUAAAUUCUAUGAUAAAGCUGCAGUAAUGACCAAGUUCUCACCAGUUACUGUAAACAGUAGUGGUUAUAUUGUAUCACAGCCGAGAAACAGGCACGACCUUCAGCUGCCGGAUAGUUCUAUGUUCAGAUGGUACUUGAGAGAGGAAAGACUUGAAGUACAAGUAUGGGUGACCUUUGGUUCCCAUAGAGAUGACCUCCAGCGACCUAAACAUAGAGACAAGCUGAUUGGCUCAGCAUAUAUCUCCAUGGAAACCUUGAGUGAUCCUAGAAGGAAGCAGCACAGAGUGAGUGGUAUGUUCCCGCUAUUCAAGCCAGGAACCUGUAAUCUAGGAGGUGGAUAUAUCAGAGCUCAUAUCACAGCAAAGCCCCAGUUUGGCAGAAAUGAUCAGUCCGAACGCCAGGAGGGUCUAAUUACUCUAGAUGGGGAAGAGAUUGAUGCUGAUUACGACCCAGAUGACAGUUUCCACCAGAUAAUCAGUCACAAACCUGGGCAAAAAUCUCCCAAGAAAUCCAGCUCUCCUAUAAAGGAGGUUACAAUGGCAGUGGAGAGUAGUGAGUCAGGGGAGACAACUGAUACAUUUUCUGUGAUGAUACAAGUGGAAAGGGCUCUGCAUCUGCCACUUAUGCAUGACAAGCAAAAGAAUACAGAUUACAUGCCGAAUACCUAUGUCUCCUAUCCAACAGGGGAGAGCACCAUUCCGUCCUAUUCUAUGGUCUUCCACAACUCAGACAAUCCAGUCUGGGAUCAUGAACACGAGACAAAACUCAACAUUGAAAUGUUGCACCAGGAGAACAAACAUCUGGUGUUCAAAGUUUGGCAUAAACCUGAUGGAGCACCUAAAAGUCCUGAUAAGCUGACAGAUCGGGUACUAGGAUUUGUAUCAGUAGAUUUAACACCUCUGGCUAAUGGAUUACAACAGAUAUCUGGCUGGUACAACAUCAUGGACUUUAACGGCCAAGUGAAAGGACAAAUUAAGAUAAAUGUGAUACCUCAAGAAUCUGUGAUAUCUGGGGAGACAGGAACUACUAACCAUGUAGCAGAUGCUUUCUCUCACCCAACUAGUGCAUCUUUCCUCUCCCUCCCUCCCUGGGGAACCCAGGGGCAAACAACCUCAGCACCAGGGCCUUUCUCGCUGCCAUCCUAUGACCUGCCCCACUUUCAAAAUCAUUAUGAUCAAGUAAAACAACAUCAUGAAAUGUUGCAACAACAACUUCAAGAGCAUAUUCAGCAGUUUCUACGGCAACAAGAAGAAUGUCAAGGGUCAAGGCCAGAGCCUGUUUCGGAAUUAUCAGAUGUUACAAAAGUGACGCAGGGACUAACAGACGUGAUAUCGUCUGUGCCAGAUCCCUCGCUUUAUCAGAGAGAGACAUCAGUGUACCAGAGGGAACCAUCAAUUCACUGGCGACCAACUAUGCCCGAGUUAAGACAGGAGGACUCUUCCUCUAGAUCUUACCUCUUCAGUAAUCUCAGGAAGCAGAUGCAAGAUCUUGAUGAUAUAACCAGCAAUCUCAGGGCAAAGUUGACUUGCAAACCUUCUGGCGCAGAACCAGCGCGGGCAGAUAUGAAUCGUCUUCCAGAUUUUGACAUUCCAGUAACAUCCCAGUAUCCACUUACUUCCACUCAGUCCUCUUUCACUCUUUCAAACUUUCCCAGAAGUCAGAAUGAAACUCCUAGAGAUGAGCUAGCUUACACGGGAUCACAUGGUGCCGAGUCUUCAAGAACAGUGGCCGAUUCUGGUGCUUUCUCUGCAGAGCAGUCUGCCGAUAAAUAUGAAGAUUCAGCUCCUACGUCACAGAGAAGCUGUAGCGAUCGAUUGGAUACUUUACGUUCUGGUGUCACUCCAAGAGAUUUUCUCGAUAGUGGUAUUAAUCACACAAACAAUAAUUCGAAUAUGGAGGAUCCUGAACAAAAUGUGUGGCUUACAAUGUCGCCAAGGGAGUCUGAGGAAAAGAAAGAUGAAUAUUCAGAAUCUGGAGGAUUUAGUUUCAGACAUUCGCCUCGGGAUGCAGUUCGCACACCAAGGGAUGCAAGAAAUUCAGCAAAAGAACUUGAACAGUUGUUAAAUUCUCACAUUGCAGAUACAAGUAAUGGAAAUGGUGAAGCAAAAACAACAGCAGAAGAAAAAGUUUCUAAAAGUGACCAAAAACAGAUGAGUAUUAUACAAGAAUACUCCGAAAAUGAUAAAAGUGACUCUGAAGAUGAAGAAGGAGAAAAUAAAUAUUAUCAUCGUUACCGUGAUCUGCUAGAUAAGGAAGAUGAUGUAAAUGAUGAGGAUGAGGAGGAGGAGGAGGAGGAGGAGGAGGAAGAAGGUGAAAUAGUUGUUCCUAGAAGGAUAAAUGAUGUUUCUGGAAAAUUUUCACCAACAGGAGAGAUUAUUAUGCUAAGUGAUGAUAUUACUAGAUCUGUGCCAUAUGACUUUACUGCUCGUCAGUCUCACGAACAAAAUUCGGAACACUCAGAAAAUAGUAGUAAGAAGACAGCAAAUUCAAUAAAGAGUGGAAAUUCUGAAAAAAGUGAUAAUUCCCCAAGAGAAACUGAUGAUAUUUUGCAAGAUAUAGAAUCUGACAAUGAAAUUGAACCAAGAGAUAGAGAUCCUGCAGAAAUGAUGAGCCAACAUCCGGUAAUAUUUGAUGAAAAGGAUAGUUGGUUAUCAGACUCCGACAAAGAACCAGAACAAGAGGAUGUGGUGAUAGGGUAUCAAUAUUUACAGAACCAAGGGCAUUUAAUGAAACAUAAACCACAAAGACAAGACUCUGAUACAGGUUAUAGCUCUCGCGAUAAUGUCUCGGAAAGUUAUCUAACUCCUAGUGCUGGAGGGACAAAUUCAGAGACAGAUAUUUCACGAUUGCACGAGCAUGAACAUUGGGACCAUAGGGAUAGUGAUGACCAUGUUUUCUCUGAAAGGCCUAAGAAUCGAUUAUUGGCUAAUGUUGAACUAGAAUCAACUGGAGGUAGUUUUGGAUUAAAGUACGAUUUGGGACAUUCACGGAUUUCGUCAGCUGGAAGUCGCCAGACGCAUAAAUCAUCAGAACCGUCAGUUUCUGAAUCUUUUGACGAAAAAGAAGAGCAAGAUUACAUAAGGAGAGAAUUGACACCAAUAGAAUCUGGUAGAGAAAGUCAGCCAGUCUCUGCAAGGACUGCAGAAUUAGAGGAAUUCUUUAAUGACGAAAUUAGUCAAAAACGCCCACCGAUCGGUCGACCAAGAACUGACAGCGAAUCGUCUUACAACAGUGAGCGUAGUGAUACUAUUAAUAGAGUUAACACUGAUAGGACUUAUAACAAUUAUACUGAUCAUGAACAUCACAAUAUGGAGAACAACGAUGACAACUUUGAACAUAGGGACUUGACUCCUCGACACAGGAAGCAGGAACCAGUGCCAAAUUUUUUUAUGCCAGUACAGCAUCUUGAGGAAUCAAUGAGGACACUACAAGUUGUCACAAAUAAGGUUGAUUCAGCCAAAGAAUCAGAAAAAGUGGCAGUUGCCUCGGAGAUGGUUUCUAAACUGACAACCAAAGACAAGUUUGCUCAACUCAACACAAAGUCUCGCCUACCUACAGCUGAGGAGACGAAAAGAAUAGCUAAAAUUUUCUCCUCUAAAUUUUCAUGACCAUUUUCUUAGAUGUUUUGAAUAUAUAAUAAUGUUGCAUUUUGUUGACUGUUAUAAGCUUGACAGUAAGUUAGCAGUUUUAGGAACUUACUUAGGUGUUACUAAUUAGUCAUAAAAUAGUAGUUAUAGGACAUCAGAACCUGACAUAAAAUGAACAUGGAAUAGAAAAGUAAGAUUAAAAUGUAUCAUUGAACAUGCAAAAAUGUGAUUCAGAAGAAAUUGAAAUAAUCGCAUCUGUCGCUAUUAAAUCUGUAAUUUAUGUAAUUCAGGAAGUGCUAAUUUUUGUAAAAUAAAUGUAAAAAGCAAAUGGGUGCCAAAUGUUAAUUAAUUAAAUUUUCACUUCAAUUUUUUUUUUCAUUCUUGUUGCAGUAAUUAUUGCUUUUAUAGGUGUUUGACAAAACUGGAUAUCAUUCAACAGCCAUGACCAAACAGAGAUUCAUUUUUCUCUUCCUUUUAUUACUCAAAUUUGUGUUGUUACUUUUUUAAAGUAAAAUGAUUUUUUUAAGCUUUGACAUGCCACUGAAUCUGAAAUAGCGUGUAGUUUUGUUUUCUAUAUAUAUGAGCGCCGCAAUGUGAAAACCAACAUUAGGACUUUGCAACCAGAAAAAUCCAGAUCAUUGCACUUACAUAGUGUUUAUUUGAAAACCAACAUUAGGACUUUGCAACCUGAAAAAUCCAGAUCAUUGCACUUACAUAGUGUUUAUUUUCCCCCCACGUCCAUACUGUUCAUUUAUCAAUUUCAGCUACUGAUAAGCCAACGGUAUGGAUGUGCAUUCAGAUCUGGAUCCUAACUGGUUGUAAAGCCUGUACGUUGUUUCUCACACAGCGGUGUUCAGAUUUGUUCAACCUUUGCAUCACUUGUUAAAUUAUGCACAUUAUAUUACACACGUUAUAUUACACACGUUGUAUUACACACUUUAUUUUUGUGUCAGUCUGUUUUUAGAUCUGUUCAUGUUGUAUUAAGAAACUCAAUGUUUACAUGAUUAAUUACAUUUUCAAGCAUUUUUAACUGGUUUACCAGUUUCAAAAUCUCACUUUCCCUCUUGAAUUUCUCCCUAUGUUAUUUUGUUGGUCUUUGGUCUCUUGUGCCUAGUGAUGGAAUGAACAUCUUUUCACUUGGACACUCUAUCAAGUUUUGGAAAUGUUUCUUUUACAAGUGCACAUAAUUUUGAAUUGUGCGCCAUUGAAUGAAAGACUUUGGAUCAGGAAACUCACAUUUGCACCCUAUGUGUGUAUUAAGUUGUCAACAAUAGUCUGCUUAGAUAUCUAGAAUUUACUUAAAUAGUUUUCUCAUCCUUGUAGUAGUUCUAUAACAAACAGAACAUAGAUUCAUUUCACAAAAUUUAUGUCUCCAGUUUCAGAAUUCUAUAUAUUUUUCUCUUUCUUUCUAGUGCUGUGUUGAAGAAACGUUUUGUUUAAAGACUUCGAAAUUUUCAAGACAUAAUGGCUUUUUAGUUUUCACCCUCUUGAAUGUCAAAUAAAACAAUUUUUCUUUUUUUCUUUGCAUCUUAGAAUAAGAACCUGAACCAUAAAGCAUAAUUUGAGCCAUGCCAUGACAAAACCAACAUAGUGGGUUUGCGACCAGCAUGGAUCCAGACCAGCCUGCGCAUCCACGCAGUCUGGUCAGGCUCCAUGCUGUUCGCUUUUAAAGCCUAUUGGAAUUGGAGAAACUGUUAGCGAACAGCAUGGAUCCUGACCAGACUGCGCGGAUGCGCAGGCUGGUCUGGAUCCAUGCUGGUCGCAAAGCCACUAUGUUGGUUUUCUCAUGGUGUGGCUCAUUUCAUUCUCUAGUCAUUCCUAUUGUUGUGAUAUACUGUGUAAAUAUGUGUCAUUUCAUAUAAAGUGUAUUUGUUGAUAUUUAUUUCAUCAUCUUCUCUUUUUUUCUGUUGUCUGUUUAGUUGCAGGUAGUAACAAAAUAGAUUCUUGUCUUAUUAAAUAAACUCAGGCAUCUAAUAAUUAUUUUAGGAUGUAGGACAAAAUCUCCAUCCCCUCCAUCUCCCUCCUUGGACAAAAUCCGCCCUGCUGCUGAAUUUGACCAUAGGCUGACCCGACCCCCCCCCUUUGAUUUUGUUGGAUGAAAACUAAAAUUAAAUGAUGAUGAACAGAACAGAAAAAAUACAAAAUACAAUUCUCUAGGUUUAAAUAUUAAUUCAAAAGGGAAUGAAGUAAAAGUUUGGAUAUAAUAAGAAAACAUCAAAUGGGGAUUUUGUCUGCCCUAGUCAAAAUAGAGCAGGGGGAGUGUCUGUAUUCCAUUAUUUUCGUGUACGUUUGGAAUCUGAACUAUUAUUUAUGUCAAGAUGGUUGCAGAUCUUAAUCAUGAAUCAUUUAUUUUUUAAAUUAGUACUUUUCUCACUUUUAGGAAGGAAUUAAUAUUGGACAGAAUGAAUAAUUUUUUGUUGUUUGCCAGUUUUACAAAAAAAAAUUAUACAGUUUAUCACUUCAUGCGUAUCAUAUAUUAAAAUGCAUUGAGACACAGAUAAUGUUGCUUAUUUUGCUUAAAAAAAUAACACAGGAUUAACACUUUUGUGGUGAUUUUCUUCAUUAGAGAUAGCUGCUGUUAUUUUUUUUUUUUGCUUUAUUCAUCAAAGUUAUAUCUUCUCCACAUAUGACAAACUUUUGUUCUCAUAUCAUCACAAAACAUAGAUAAUCACAUCAACCAUCACAAAAACCAUUGCAACAAUCAUCACAACAUACCUAGUGAUUAUUUCAGAGGUAGCUACAGUUAACAUUUUCCGUCCAACGAACUUGAAAAUAAAAGCAUUGUUUGUCACUGCUUGUAUAUUUAUAAAUAUAUAAAGUAUAUACAGACAUUUAUUACUAAAAUGAUCAGUAGAAGGCAUAGUAUAUUACAAGGAUUUUGAUAUAUAAGGUACGUAGAGGUUAGGUUUAAAUGAUAGAUGCUAGGGUUACCCUAAUUGUAACUUUCUGUAAUGUAUGAUAAUUAUGAAUUCUGGCAAAGAGCCUUUGACAUUGUUGUUAUAUAUCUAAGGCAUUACUGUCUUUACAUCCACAAUUUUGUAAAUGUACAUGAAUUGUAAAUGUACAUGAAUUGUAAAUGUACAUGAAUUGUAAAUGUACAUGAAUUUAUAAAAUGUGUACAUUUUGCUCUAUGUACUUGGAUUUUAAGUUUAAUACAUUUUGCUGUUUGUACAUUUUGUACAUGAAACUGUUAAUUUUGUACAUUUUGUUGUAUGUACAUUUUGUACAUGAAUGUAUUAAUUGUGUACAUUUUGUAUAUGAAUGUGUCAGUUGUGUACAUUUUGCUUUAUGUAUUUUGUGCACAUAUUUUAAAAGUUAUGUACAUUUUGCAAAGUGUGUAUAUUUUUUACAUGAAACUGUACUGUGUACAUUUAUGCAAAUAGCUCUGCCAGACACCUUACUGACUGUAGAUUAGCUUAGUUAUUUAUAUGUAAUAUAGUGUAUAUUUAUAUCCGUACAAAGAUAACGAAAUAAUAUUUUCAUAGAAUGGA